AUGGCGUGUAGCGUGUUGGAUGCAAGUACUUCAAUGCUAGCGACAGUGGAAAGCGAAGCUAUGGACGUUGAGCAAUCUACAGCGUCGAAACUUCGCGAGAUGACCGAGGUGAACAGAGAUCUCAGGGAGGAGCUCUUUGCUACACGUAGAGAAUUAGACGAGCUUCGCCAAUUGGCAGACUCGAUGAACCAAGAUGAAAAGGAGGCAGAGUUGGAGAAGUUACGGAGUGAGCUGAUUGAAGCUACCAACCGGUUCUUGCAGAUUGCCGCUCAAAAGAAAGCGCUUGAAGAACUGGAAGACACUCUUGUCAGUAAGGACAAAUUACAUGGAGAGAUGGCCGCUGAGUUAGAACGCCUUAGGGAGCUAGGAGCUUAUGCUGAAGGCACCUUAAAACCUUUAGCGCAUACCAUUUCUGGCACCAACAAAGUCGAGGAGACUCAAACCAAUGGUAUACCCCCCGAUGUUGUGCCUCAAAGUGACGAGGGCUCACCAAAAGUGCGAUUGACUGAGAAGAAAGUUAGAAGACCCUCAAAGCCAAGAGGAACGAAGGAAUUAAAGACAGUGAGGGAUGACAGAGUGCAUUAUGACGAAAAUCGAGAAAGAAGGGUGUUUGACCAAGAUGUUUGGGAGCAGCAGGCUAUGCUUAUGGUCAGCCUUUACUCGGAAUUGAUGCAGAUUAUGGAGGAGCAAGAGGUAAAACAAAAGCAAAUGGACGAAAUGGAGAAAGUGCUCUUUAAAGGGCGACGAGCCAUGGAUGAUUCAAAAGCACAGCUGCAUUUGGCUUUCGAAGAAAUAUAUCAACUGAAGAAGAAUGAAAACGAAUCAGAAGAUAUGGAAAAAGAGGAGACCAGUACUGAACUUCUUGAGCUCCGGCGUUUUGCAUCCACGAUCAAAAUGGGAGGAUUGGAAGUGGAGAAGCGCGCUGAAGAAGUUACCAGAAAACUAAUCACUGAGCAGAUUGAACGAGUCCGUCUAUCUCGAACGAAUACGGUAUUGCGUCGGCGAUGCAAUCGUGCUGAGCAGGCAAUGCGACGCGCAAGAGAAAGAAUGGUGUUGAUAGAAACACAGGCUGGCAAAAGAUGCGCUCAGCUACAGUAUCAACUGGACACGGCACUAAUCGACUUGGCCGAUUGCCAGAACAAGUUGGUUCGAUCGGUAUCGAUUGAAACCUAUGAGAAACUGGCCAUACGCUUCAAGAAGGAAUGCGUUUCCGAGGUGUUGAGCGGUGAGAUUGACGAAACCUGGAAGGAAAAUCUUGUUUCGAUUGAAGCGCCUGUCGAUGCUAAGAUUCAAGAACUUGAGGCGAAAAACGCUUACCUCAAGAAAAUUGUUGAAGUUAUCAGUGAACAGAACGAUUUCUGGUCUAAGGAAACAGAGAUACUACAAAACGAGAACGAAGAACUUAAAAGAUUUGUCGAAGACAUGGAAAAUGAGAGCGAUUUGAAAAACAUUCUUGGUAUGUCUCUUAUUGACCUGAUGGGUUCCAUCGAACAACGUCUCCUGGAGACGAUACGGGAACAACAAGAAGGGAGGCGUGACCAUGAGAGAGCCUACAGAAAGGCAAGGGAAGCCGAAGAGAAGUUAGCGCUGUGGAGGAGCGAAUGGUCUGCUCAGCGAUCACGACUCAACGCUCGUCUAAAUUCACUCAAUGGUCUCUCGCUCACCCAAAUCGAACAAUUGAGAACGAAAAUCCAAGAAGUUAAGGAAAGUGAGAUGAUAGCCGAAGAUGCGAAAGAGAAGGCGGAAACGCUACGGGACGAACUUCAACAAAAAGUCGUAGUGCAGAAAGCAGGUCGCAAAGCAAAGGAUACUGUAGAGGAGGAAAACGCCAAUAUACUUAAAAUUGAAAGGAAGCUACAAGCGGUUUAUGGCAGUUUGGAAAUGCAGACAAUCAAAUCGGAGCGUUUGGAAGUUACGGUCAAACUCAGAGAAGAUCAAAUCUCAAGUCUUAAAAAAGAACUUCAUGCAAUUGAGAAGGAAAACGAAGAACUGCUAACUACUAUAGCGAGUGCGAAUCUUUGGAGUAAACUCAGUAAGGAUAAGGACACUAAUGAGGGUCAAGAUGAACCCGCUAUAGAAGAAAGCGCCUCCACUACUAUCGAAAGGCCCACGUUUUCACCGUUAACUGAAGAACGGCAGCCAAGCGAGGAUUCUGAGGCUACCUCGACGGAUUCUGAAGGAGGAGCGACAAAAACUAUCCUUCAGGAUAACUCAAAAGAAUUUGAAAAACGUUUGGCGAAGAUGAAAGAGGCAGCAGAACUAUGCAUACAUGGUUAUAAGCAACAACUUCGCCAAAAAGACCAAGCAUUGGAAAUGUAUCGCAAACUCGCGGAAGAAAAACUUUCCACAAGGUCACAACCUCCAGAAAAAGAAAUUGUUCGUGAAGAAGUCCGAGUUGUGGAUGAGCGAACAGAAGAGCGACUUCGACAAGCUUUAGGGGACGUGGCAAGAUUGAAAGAAGAGAUUGAAGAACUUGAGAAAGCGAAUCGAGCCCUAUACAGGAAACGAAGAAGAAGCAUUGUUCCUGUUGUUUCAACGGUCGAAUGUCAAACGGACAUAUUUACAAAGGAAGAGAAUGAAACAAAGGAUAUUGAGCAGAAGACAAAAUCCCCUUCGAGAGUGUCGCCAGCGGAUAGCGUUUCAUCGAAUAUGGAGCUAAUUCUCGCUUGUGAGAAGAUUCGAGAAGAUGCGAUGGCAGAGUUGGAGUCAAGAGCACCAAAACUAAAAGAGGUAUAUGAUUUCAGAGUGGAACUCGAAAAGACGAAAAAAGAAAAUCGACGCCUGCGAAACAUGGUUGAGGACCAAAGAAAAUCCAUGGAAUCUUUCAAAAAGGACGUCAUAAAUAAGAAGAGCGGCGAGGAUGAAGUUGCUCGAUGGAACGAACGCAAGAAAUUGGAGGAAAUGCUCAAUACCGUAAGGAAGAAGCUAGCGGACUCGCUAGAGCGAGAAAAAGGAGUACGAGAUAAGCUAAUCAAACGUGAUAGAUUAGUGGAAGAUCUAAGGAGAGACGAGGAAAUGAGGCGAAAAGAGUUGGAACGUACUCGAAAGAAAUUUGCUGACCUUCAGUACGAAAGAGAUAUGGCUUUGAAAGAAAAUGAGGAGAAUCAUAAAUUGCAAAAGAAGCUAAUAGAAGAGAGGAAGAAAUUAACCGAAGAAGCAGCUAAACUGGAGCAAAACGAGAAGGUAGACUCAUCAACAAUUGAGAAAAGAUAG
Strongylus vulgaris is the source of this 3213-nucleotide messenger RNA. The record is from the annotation of a GenBank genome assembly. NCBI's taxonomy places the organism in Eukaryota, Metazoa, Nematoda, Chromadorea, Rhabditida, Strongylidae.